Messenger RNA from Epinephelus moara (kelp grouper), 3966 nucleotides. RefSeq lists its product as uncharacterized. The record is from RefSeq and is a predicted model, not a curated record. Gene Ontology annotation, cellular component: cytoplasm. Lineage: Eukaryota; Metazoa; Chordata; Actinopteri; Perciformes; Serranidae. The coding region runs from base 215 to 3433 and encodes 1072 amino acids. The transcript has 20 exons. Gene Ontology annotation, molecular function: D-aminoacyl-tRNA deacylase activity; sequence-specific DNA binding.
UAUGCGAAUCACCAAAUGGUGCAUUUAGCCACAAGUUCGACCUGAAAUUUAAUACGUUAGAGAAUUUAUAAGUUUAUUUGGAUAAAGUGAAAUUAAGUAAGUUGUUUGUGGGGACAGUUGAGUCUAAAAAUAACGCGUUGAAAGUUCGGAUAUUGUAGAAAGUCGAUGGCGGUGUAACGAAGAUUUGUGUUUACCGGACACAAGAUGUUCUAAGAUGCCUUCUUUUGACCUUUUGAAUAAGGUGGAGCUGUUUAUGCGGGCAGGAACGUUUCCUGUAGGUGCAUCCAAGAGCUCAAAGAAAGUGACCAGAGCUGCCAGCAAACACUUUAUUUAUAAAGAUGGCUGCUUGUGGCGGGCCUAUCGAGGCCGCCUCCUCCGCGUUGUCAGGAGCGAUGAGGAAGUGAGGGAGAUCCUGGUCCGUUACCAUGACAACAACAACCACGCUGGCCGGACCCGGACAGUAAGGGAGAUAAUGUUGAUGUAUUACUGGGUCGGAGUGACAGAGGUGGUGAAGACCUGGAUCAACGCUUGUGCUGUUUGUCGGAGCCGAGGUCCUGCUGAACCGCCUGAUCCGCCUGUCAGCUUCUGCCUGGCCUACGGCUGCGAUGCCUCCAGCUACGUUUACCCUGACCUCAGCUUCCACAAGUUUCCAAAGGAGGCAGAGCGACGGCGAAGGUGGCUGGCGGUGGCUCAGAGAGAUGAAGGCUCACUUCGCACUACCUCCUGCCUCUGCUCCAGACACUUUGAGCCGUCCUGUUUCACGCUGAGUGAGGAGGGUCAGCCGACUCUAUCCCCAGACGCCGUACCCACCAUCAUCCCUGUGACAGUGCAGGAGGAAGAGGUUCCCAUCCCUUCAGAUGAGGACUUCCUCAAUUCCAACACCCUGGAAGACCUCCUGUCCACAGCUGCUGCCGCUGCUGCUGCAGAAACCACAGACCCUCCUGAGCCAACCUUCUAUUGCCCUGGGACACCUGUAGAGCUGCAGGAGCACCAGUACUGCCUCCCAGCUCCUGAUCCGUACUCCAGGGAGGUCCAGAGGGUGGUGGAGGACAACAGCAGGAAGACCGUCAUUGAGCCAAGCUUCACUGCUUACAACCAGAUUGCCAGGUAUCUGAGUCAUAGGGAGUUACCGAUGCAAAGCAAGAAAGCCAGAGGUUCUUUAAAAAGGAUGGCCAAGCGCUUUGCUCUGAUGGAUGGAGUCCUGAUGUACACACGAGUCUCUCCUCCUCUCAGAGUGCCGCGCAGCAGAGAGGAGGUGAACUCGAUCCUGCAGCGGUUCCAUGACAACCAGGGUCACUACGGCCAGGGGAUCUGCCAGCAACAGAUCGCAAAGCGCUUCUACUGGGCCAACAUGACCCGAGACCUGGCCCGCUGGAUCUCCAGCUGCCACACCUGCCUCAACAGAACCAAGAGGAAGUGGCUCCGCUGCAGCGUCCACUCCUGCACCAACUGCUGUGGACCGGUGGAGAGAGGCCUGGGCCUCACCUUCCAUAAGUUUCCUCUUGACAACGCGGCCCUGCUGGCUCAGUGGUUGAAGGCUGUUGGUCGCCCUAACUGGCAUCCUCGUCUCCGCUCAUCAGUUUGUUCGGCCCAUUUCACAGAGGACUGCUUCAACCGCAGCGGGGAUAAGGUCACCAUCCAUCCAGACGCCGUGCCCACACUCUUGGUCCACGGCGACUCAGCGACUUCAUCGAGAGGUCCGACUCAGCCGUCUGCCGGAGAGGAGGCCUAUUUUGCGAAGUACGAUGCCGUGGAGCUCUACCUGAGCAAACGCACCUAUCCCCCUGGCCUGAGCUAUGUAGAGAAGAACACCUUCAGGAGGUUUUGCAAGAAGUUUACCAUUAAAGACGACGUGCUCCACAUGGUGAGGGGAGACCAAGUGCGUCUGGUUCUGAGGAGCAGGCAGCAAGUUGAAGUCGCCCUGGUGGAUUAUCACAACGAGCUGAACCACCUCAACAUCAACAAAUGUCUCAGACUGCUCAACGAGAGGUACUUCUGGAAAACCAUGAAAUCUGAUGUGGCUCAGUGGAUCGACAGCUGCUCGCAGUGCAGCAGGAAGAAAAGGAGGAAACCAGAUAACCAAACAGAACCAGGAGGAUCAGAGUCACUUCGGGAGGCGCUGAGAUCCCCUCAGUUACCCAGUGAUGUAGACAGUGGGAAGGAUGACGAUGAUGACACCAAUGACGGCGAAGGUGAUGGUCGGGAUGUUGAUGAAGGUGGUGGGAGUGUUGCUGAUGAAGAAAGACAACCACCAACAAAUUCAGAGAGCAGAGCGCCUGUAGCUCCCAUCAACCCUCAGCCAAGAAUCCCCAUCCUCCUUCAUCUAAGAACCCCCAUCAACCUCCAGCCCAGAAUUCCCAUAAUCCUCCAGCCAAGGACUCCCAACGUCCCCUUUGUGGCCAGAGUCUGGUCUGUCAAAAGAGGAACCCUGCCACAGUCUGACGUCCAGAAGGAAACAAACCGCCCCGACACUCAGCCUGAGAACCAGAUCAGCCUCCAGGUUCAAGUGGAAACUCCACUAGAAGAGCAGACGCAACCUGAGGACCUCAGUGUCUCUCAGGGCAGUGCCAGAACACAUCACUGUGUCAAAGCCCAGGACAUAACCAAACCUCCUACAAAGUCACAUCCUGCACUUGAGCUCCCAGAAAAACCCAAAUGCCCACAAGCUGCAAACAAGCAAAAUCAACUUCCAAGUCAAGGCAGAGGGCUGACAACCCAGAACCAAACCCUGAGUCAUGGCAGCGUCCAGCACCCAGUGAAGAGAAAGAGAAACCUGGAGGCUGCGUCGUCGGCUAAGAGGAGCUCCACUUGUGGCAUGGAGCCUGUGGUGGCACCAAGCACCAAACCCUGGCCUGUCUUCACCAUCGCUGGCUCUGCCCCAGCACAGACAGCAAAACCCCUCUCCAAAGUGGACAGCUCUGCUUCCUCGCGGAGGCCCGGGACACUACAGGCCCGGACGGUCAUCCAGCAGUGCAGUAAGGCGAAGGUUAAGAUCAAACCAGGCAUGAAUGGGGCUGACGCUCAGUGGGUGGAGAUCCAGGAGGGAAUGGUUGUGUACGUGUGCUUCUUCCAGGGAGCCACCGAGGACGUCAUUCAUGAGAUGGCCAGCAGUCUGAUGACCACCAAAUUUUUCAGAAAAGACACCGGGCACACGGUUUCCGUCAUCGACCUUCCCGGGAGUGUUUUAUUUAUCCCCCAGGACUCCCUGCUCGGGGAGCCGGUUCCCAAGAGAAGGAUGCAGUACAGAGGGGGGUGUGAGCUGUGGUGGGGCGCCCAGCUCUUCUCAAACCUGGUGUCCGCCUGCAGGGAGUUAAUGUCUGCAUCUGUGAAGUGCACAAAGGCAGGCGUGAAGGUGGAGGAGGGAGUCUACGGACAGAAACAGGAGAUGGAGCUGAGCUCUGUGGAGCCGCUGACGCUCCUGCUGGAGUUCUGAGAUAUCACAAAUUGGAUGCAGACACAAACUAUGGUUGCUGCAACGUCUGUGUUUCAGAUCCUUCAACCUCCGGCCUGACCAUGGUAAUGGAAAUAAAGCAGGUUUCUCCAGACCAAACACAGGUGUAGUUUCUGUGCUCAUGGUUUUCCACGUGGCAAAGAAGCUUAAGGCCCUUUGGAGAAGUUUAAAAGUUCAGUCAGUAAAAUUGCAGCUGAAAAUUUAGUUUCUGCUGCUCUCCAGAUUUUGUUUUGUCAUCCACGUCUGCCUUUUACAAAGAACAUAAUUAUGUUAAUGUGACAGAAUGUAUGUUUCCAUCAGUGUCCCCUAAUAACAGGGAAUCAGCCUCUGCUGAGUUAAUAUGUGAUGCACUUACAAGAUCAGUCAGAUGUUGUUGUAUAUUUUUUAUUGCUGACUGCUGCUGUGUAGUGUCUACACUCUAACCGUUUACAGGACUGUAUCUUGUGUUUAUAUUGUUUGUACUGUACAGUCAAGAGAGAAAAACAUCAAUAAUAAAUAACCUAUGUUAAAACAAA